GCGAAUGAAUGGAUUCCCACAUUGGACGGACGAGUCGUGCCAAGCUGUAGACGCAUAAUAAGUACGCGACCCGCGGUCGCAGGAGAAAACCAGCAGCGUCGACCCGCGAGCGAGCGAAAAUCUCGGCAGGCAGAAAAGAGAUCCCGCGAACAGGCGAGCGAGGAGGGAGGAGGAUGUCGUGGCAGACGUACGUUGACGAGCAGCUGCUCUGCGACAUCGACGGCCAGCGCCUCGCGGCCGCCGCCAUCCUCGGCCACGACGGCGCCGUCUGGGCGCAGUCCGAGCCCUUCCCCGAGGUCAAACCUGAAGAAAUUACUGCGGUAAUAAAUGACUUCGACGAACCAGGCUCUUUGGCACCAACUGGAUUAUUCCUUGGUGGUACAAAAUACAUGGUUAUUCAAGGUGAACCUGGAGCUGUCAUUCGGGGCAAAAAGGGGUCAGGAGGGGUUACUAUCAAGAAGACGAGUCUAGCCAUCAUCAUUGGAAUCUACGAGGAACCAAUGACUCCUGGACAGUGCAACAUGGUGGUGGAGAGGCUCGGUGAUUACCUUCUUGAGCAGGGCUUCUAAACUCAGAGUCCUAGGGCAACUGGGCUUAUGCCCACUCAAAUGUACCGCCAUAUACCCGCUCCAUGAAUAAUUAGCACACAUCGGGAUGCCGACUGAACAAGUGGUGGUUCCUAGUUAUGUUGGAAUUGCUUCGUAUGUGUCAUGGGGCUUAUGUGUAACCUUUAAACGUUGUGAUAUUUUUGCCGAGCAUCUAGUUUUUCCUCUUA
Hordeum vulgare subsp. vulgare (domesticated barley) is the source of this 775-nucleotide messenger RNA. Its product is annotated as profilin. Gene Ontology annotation, molecular function: actin monomer binding. Lineage: Eukaryota; Viridiplantae; Streptophyta; Magnoliopsida; Poales; Poaceae. The record is from RefSeq and is a predicted model, not a curated record. The transcript has 3 exons. Bases 174 to 569 code for a protein of 131 amino acids. Gene Ontology annotation, cellular component: cell cortex.